AUGAAGCGCAACGAGCCGCAGGAUUCGUCUUCAUCUAAGAAACCAAAACUACCAGAAAUGGGCGAUAACAAAGAAGAGAAGAAAGAUGAUUUUUUCCAGCCAGUCGGAGAGGUCGCACAGGCCGUCGACGAGGAAGAAGUGCAAGAUACCCAGGAUAACGACGGAAUCAGACUUACUGGGGCCCAGGAUGCCCAGGGUCAUCCUGUUCAAGAGAUCGACUCUUUGUGCAUGAACUGUCACGAAACCGGAGUUUCCCGUUUGCUUUUGACGUCGAUUCCGUACUUCAGAGAGAUCGUGGUGAUUUCCUUUGAGUGUCCUCAUUGUGGAUUCAAGAACUCAGAAAUCCAGCCAGCUUCCAGCAUCGCAGAGAAGGGAAGCAGAUACAUUUUGAAAGUGGAGUCUAAGGAAGAUUUUAACCGUCAGGUUGUCAAGUCUGAUUACGGAACGUGCAAGUUUGUCGAGCUUGAUAUCGAGAUUCCUGCCAAGAGAGGCCAAUUGACCACUGUCGAGGGACUUUUGUCUGAGAUGGUGGACGACUUGGAAAUGGACCAGCCACAGAGAAAAGAGGUCCAACCAGAAAUAUAUGACAAGAUCGAAGAGUUUCUGAACAAGAUCCGGUCUGUUCUCAAGGGAGAAACGGGUCUUCCGUUGACGUUUAUCGUGGACGAUCCAUCUGGAAACUCCUGGAUUGAAUACGUUCCUGGCGAGCCGCAACACAAGUGGUCUGUGGUGGAGUACAACAGAACACCGCAACAGAAUGUUGAUCUGGGACUUGUUUCCGCAGACGAGGUUGCUGCCCACGAGCAGCAGCAGCAGCAGCAACAGGAGCCACCAAGGACCAGAACUACAGGAUUCAUGUCAGACGAAACAGACAUCGAGAACUUUGCGAACGAGGUGCAGGUUUUCCAUGCAACGUGUUCGUCUUGCUACGCUCCGUGCGAAACACAUAUGAAAGUUGUUAAUAUUCCUCAUUUUAAAGACGUGAUCAUUAUGUCCACCACCUGCGAACGGUGUGGAUACAAGUCGAAUGAGGUCAAGACAGGAGGUGCUGUCCCAGACAAGGGAAAGCGUGUUGAGUUGUACUGUGACGACCCAGAGGAUCUCGGCAGAGACAUCUUGAAGUCCGAGACGUGUGGUAUGAAAAUCCCAGAGCUCAACCUUGAUCUGACCCCAGGAACGUUGGGCGGAAGAUUCACCACUUUGGAAGGAUUGUUGCGCCAGGUGAGAGAAGAGUUGCACUCGAGAGUGUUCCAGGAAACGUCUGACUCGAUGGCACCGGAAACCAAGUCUAAUUGGGAGACGUUUUUCAAGAAGCUGGAUGAUGCCAUUGCUGGAAAGAUCAAGUUCACAGUUAUUAUGGAAGACCCAUUGGCCUCCUCGUACAUCCAAAACGUGUAUGCUCCGGACGACGAUCCAAACAUGAAGAUCGAGGAGUUCGAAAGAACUGAGGAGCAGAACGAGGACCUUGGUCUCAACGACAUGAAGGUGGACUGA
Ogataea philodendri is the source of this 1494-nucleotide messenger RNA. RefSeq lists its product as uncharacterized. The coding region runs from base 1 to 1494 and encodes 497 amino acids. Gene Ontology annotation, cellular component: cytoplasm; nucleus. The record is from RefSeq and is a predicted model, not a curated record. Gene Ontology annotation, molecular function: zinc ion binding. The transcript has a single exon. NCBI's taxonomy places the organism in Eukaryota, Fungi, Ascomycota, Pichiomycetes, Pichiales, Pichiaceae.